Cyprinodon variegatus (sheepshead minnow) is the source of this 5005-nucleotide messenger RNA. It is a transcript of the gene recql4, whose product is annotated as RecQ helicase-like 4. Gene Ontology annotation, biological process: DNA replication; telomere maintenance; double-strand break repair via homologous recombination. Lineage: Eukaryota; Metazoa; Chordata; Actinopteri; Cyprinodontiformes; Cyprinodontidae. The record is from RefSeq and is a predicted model, not a curated record. Gene Ontology annotation, molecular function: four-way junction helicase activity; zinc ion binding; ATP binding. Gene Ontology annotation, cellular component: cytoplasm; nucleus; chromosome. The coding region runs from base 248 to 4858 and encodes 1536 amino acids. The transcript is spliced from 28 exons.
CCGGUUUGACUAGAACAGCCUGUCAAGCUAUACAGAGAUUUUAUAAAAACAGCAAUGGUUACCCGAAGGAUUAUGUUAUGAAUUAAAAUCGAUGACAGGUAUCGUGCCAUUAAAAAAAAAAGAACUUUAAUUAUGCAUAACUUUAAAUGAGAGCAGGAGCAUCGCAGCGGUUCUAACUUUAGAUCCGAUCAGUCCUUUAAAUGAACCCUGUGGCUGAAAUGACUUUCUGGAUGUGAAUGUUGUCAGCAUGGAUCGCUACAACGAGCUGAAACUACAGCUGAAGAGCUGGGAACAGGAGUUCCUGAAGCAGCACCAGAGGAAACCCACUAAGGAGGACAUCGAUCGAGCUCCAGAGGAGACCAGGAGGCUGUAUAAGGAGUAUAGGAGUUUAAAACAAGUUAAAGGAAUUAGCAGCAACGAUGCAUCCAGUGACCAAAGACAAGCUGCAGCCACAGCAGAGACCAACCCAACCAAUAAGGAAUUGGACUGUUGGGGAGCACAUCUGAAUCGCAAAGCAAUGCCGGUGUCUGCUCCAAGACUGUCAUCCCGGGAGAGGGACGACCUCAUGACUUCUUCGCAGUAUUAUGGUUUGAAGCUUAAAAACAACCUCGCUGCACUCAGUAAGGAGAAACCCGUUUCUCUGAAGAAGCCCCACCGAACUGGUCGAGUUCCUCUGAAUUCCUUGAAAGAUGAUCAAGAAUCACAAAAUAAAAACCUCUCUACUGUUUCUGCCUCAGCUGAAGAACAGGAAGAGGAACUUCUCAUGCCAAGAGGGAUGAAGCCAUUCCUGGGGUCAGCGACCCCUAAAAGCCUUCAUGCAGCGGAGCCUGAAGAGCACUUUAAACCCUUUAAACCUGAAUCGGAACAGGGUGAUGCUGUUAACGGCUGCAGUGACAGUAGCUCUGUUAGUUCCCAUCACUGUACCAGUAAUAGUUCUCAGCUUCAGGGCGUUAAAACUUCUCUUCCAGCCAGAUCCUCCCCUCUGUUAUCAUCUUUAUCCCCUCAAUGUCUCAUUGAAAGCACAGGAAAGGAAAAUAAAGGUACAGUAGAUAAAGUGGAGGAUCCAAACUCAGGAAGCCCAACUAAAAAGGUUGACCCUGAAGUUCCAGGUGGUCUUAAACGGAGCCCACCUUUACUUGCUCAAGGGGGUCUAGUUAAACGGCCCUCUCUUGCCAACAGGCUGAGCUUCUUGGACCGAAAUUGGUUGGAAAGGUGUCAGGUGUUCGGAGAGAUGGAAGCUGAGGAGAUCCCUGGAGGAGGAAACCGGGAAAUGAGAGAGAAGGAGAUACAGGAAAAGGAAGUAAGAGAAGAAAAAGCUAAACGAGAUUUGGAGGGUAAUCGGAGACAAUCUGUGGACUUGGGAGAAGAAGAAAAGUCAGCUAAUGCUUUGAGGGAUAACCCGAACCCUGCAACAGACUGUGCUUUACGAGGCGCUGGGGAAAAAAAAGGAACUGGCAACAUAGAGAGAGGACAGGCAUCGCCCCUUCCACGAGACCAUAACGAUAAGGAUGGUCUGAAAUCAGAAGGUGCAAAGAAGAGGGGGCGAAAGAGGCAGAGGGAGGGGGAUGACACGGUUGGAUCUGUCACAGUAGAUGGAGCCAAAAAGAAGCGAAGGAACAACAAAAAGAGCGAGGAGAGCUCAGCUGUAAGUCCUGAUCCAGCCGAUGGAGGGGAAGGGAAGAAAAAGAAAACAAAACGAAAAGAUAUCGCAGAAAGGGAAAAGAAGGAAGCAACACAGGAAGCAAAGAAGGCUCCUCAGGAAAACCUUUUAGGGGAACUUCAGGAGGAAUUUAGAACUAAGACUUUUAAGACUCAGCCAGUCAAAGCCAGAGGAACGAAAGGUGCAGAGGGGAACUUUGUGAAGAUAAACCUAAAGACGAAAUCUCACGUGAAAGGAUAUGCUUUACGAGGAGUUGCUUUACGCAAACAGCUUUACAUGCAGAAGUUUCAGCUGAAAGGGGAGCGAUUUGGUGGAGGUGCUGGAUAUUUUGGCCGAGGACGGAGGGGCGGAUUCAGAGGGUCGCUGAGUCGGCAGGGGGACACCUGUUACAAGUGUGGAGGGACCGGACACUGGGCUCUGGACUGCAAAGGACGAGUCCCCCCACCACCUGUUUCUGAGGAUCCUCCUGCAGAGGAGGAACCAUUUGAACUGCCCACCCUGGAAGAGGUUGCCAGGGCAACAGGAACGCUCAAACCUCAGCCUUUGGCAGCAACACCGUGUGUUAAAGCUGAACAACACCAAGAGGAAAGUGGAGUGGACAGUGGGCAGACAGAUGAGAUGUUGCUUAACGUAAUUCGCCCUGAUUAUGAGCGGCCUGCUCCACCACCACCAAUGGAACCUCUUUAUCCCCUCACAGAAGACGGGACAGUCCAGGAAACCCCUGCUGAAGUCUAUGCAGCUCUGAGAGAACUUGGCUAUCAGUCCUUCAGACCAGGACAGGAGAAGGCCAUAAUGAGGAUCCUGACAGGGCUGUCCACCCUGGUGGUGCUGUCCACUGGAAUGGGUAAAUCACUGUGCUAUCAGCUGCCUGCUUACCUGUAUGCACAACGAUCCAAAUGCAUCACUCUGGUCAUUUCACCUCUAGUUUCUCUAAUGGACGAUCAGCUGUCGGGCCUGCCCACCAAGCUGAAGGCUGCCUGCAUCCACUCUAAUAUGACCAUGAAACAAAGAGAAGCUGCUGUAGAAAAGGUGAAGUCUGGCCAGGUUUGCUUGCUGCUUCUGUCUCCAGAGGCUUUGGUCGGAGGAGGAGGUUCAGGUUCGGGAUGCCUGCCCUCUGCUCAGGAGCUCCCUCCUGUGGCGUUUGCCUGUAUUGACGAGGCUCACUGUGUGUCAGAGUGGUCACACAACUUCAGACCCUGCUACUUGAGGCUUUGUAAGGUCCUCAGGGAGCGCCUUGGAGUGAAGUGUUUGCUGGGACUCACAGCUACAGCCACUCUGUCCACUGCUCUGGACAUUGCUCAGCAUUUGGACAUCAGCGAUAAAGACGGGAUAGCUGUGAGGUCUGCAGCUGUACCGCCCAACCUGAAUCUGUCCGUGUCCAUGGAUAGGGAGAAAGAUCAGGCUUUAGUGUGUUUGUUGAAAGGAGAUCGUUUUGGCUGCUUGGACUCCAUCAUAGUCUACUGCACCAGGCGAGAGGAGACCGUCCGGGUGGCUGCACUGCUGAGGACCUGCCUGCAAGGGGUGGCAUUGAAAGAAAAUACCCAGAUAAGCAGCAACCAGAUACAGAACAACCCGGUUGGACAGAAAAAGAAGGAACUGGCUCGGAAGAAGAUCCGCAAACCCCUAAAAUGGCAGGCAGAGGCGUACCAUGCCGGCCUGUCGGGGUCCGAGCGUCGCCGUGUCCAGAACAACUUCAUGUGUGGGGAGCUCAGAAUCGUAGUGGCCACUGUAGCGUUCGGCAUGGGGCUGGACAAAUCCGACGUUCGUGGUAUCAUCCACUACAACAUGCCAAAGAGCUUUGAGAGCUACGUUCAGGAAAUCGGGAGAGCUGGUAGGGAUGGAGAACCAGCUCACUGUCAUUUAUUCCUGGAUCCUGAGGGUGGGGACCUUCAAGAGCUCCGUCGCCACAUCUACGCAGACACUGUGGAUUACUACAUCAUCAAAAAGCUGGUGCAGAGAGUGUUUCCCGCCUGUAAAUGUAAGAAGAUACAGCAGAAACAGCAGGAGCUCUGGAAGGAGGUGGAAGACACUGAUUUGUUGGAGAUGAUGGAUGUCUGUGAUCCGGAUGCCCAGGAAAAACCAACAGAAGAAAAGCAAGAAUCUAUUCACUUGGAGGUGUCUGACCUCGAUUCAGCUGCACAGAUUCCUGUGCACAGUGGGGAGGGAAACGGAAGACAAGAGCAGGGCGAGUCAGAAGAAGGAAAAGACAAGGAAGCAGAUGGGCAUAGUGAGCAGAAAGAGGACAGCUGGGAUUGGCCUGAGGAGCGGGUGUGCCAUACCCACGAGAGAGCCAUUCCCAUCCAGGAAACCGUUGAGGCUCUAGACAUCACAGAAGAAGGUAUUGAAACCCUUCUCUGCUACCUGGAGCUGCAUCCGCAGCGAUUUGUUGAGCUUCUCCACCCAACUCUGUCUGCCUGUAAAGUCAGGUGCUACGAUGGACCAAGGCAACUCCAAAAAAUCACCAAAAUUUGUCCUCCGGUUGCCGUGGUGUUGGCCAGACAACGAAUGAGAGGCGAGCGGGUGGAGAGUUUGGAUCAAGUGGAGUUUGAUGUUGUCGAGGUAGCAGACACUAUGGGAUGGCAGCUUCCCAUGGUGAAAAGAGGACUCAGACAGCUGCAGUGGAGCACAGAGAGAGGAGGUGGAAGAAGCGGCAUCCAUGUUGAAUUCUCUUCCCCGUCGUUUUACUUCCGAUCUUUUGGAGACCUGAGUGACGAAGAGAUGGACAGAGUUUGUCAGUUCCUUUAUAACCGAGUGCAGGAUCAGGAAAGAACACAGCUGUAUCAGCUCACAGCCUGCUUUAAGGCCUUCAAGAGUGUUGCCUUCCAGAGUGCUAUGUCCUGUGUCAACGACUUGGAUGAGAGUCGCAGUCUGCAGCUGAAAAACCUUCUCUCUGAGUACUUUGACCGGCGUCGAGACAGAGAGCAUGCACUGCAGCCAGUGGACCUGGAGGAGCCCGACAAAUACAGGCUGUUGGACUGGGAGAACCAGAUCAGAGCAGACAUCAGAAGUUUCCUCGGCAACAGAAGUGAUGAGAGGUUUUCUGGCAGAGCUGUUGCAAGAAUCUUGCAUGGCAUAGGCAGUCCUUGUUAUCCUGCCCAAAUAUAUGGUAAAGAUCGCCGUUACUGGAGGAAAUACAUCCAAUUUGACUUCAACCAGCUCAUCAGGCUGGCUACCCAGGAGAUACUUCACUUCAAGUGAUUGCUCUCGUCUGUAAUAACAUUUUUUUGCAGGUCUCUUUACAUGCAUUUGUGCACAUAUUUUAUGUGUAACAGUUAUUUAAAAUGUAGCAUGUUUUUGUCCCUUUUCUUUUUCUGUCAACAUUUAUUUAAUAAAAAUAUUUUCCUA